CUCAAUAGCAGAUAGCUAGCACACUUGACUAUCCUGGGCUGUGACAUCAAAGAAAGCAAACAGAGAAAAAGUCAAUUUCAUGCUUGGUUCCUUGCCCAAUACUAUGUUUUGCACUCUAAAAAUUAAUUCAGGGGACCUGUUACCACAACUUAAAUAAAUGCAUUGUUACAAGUUAAAAAUUCAAAUUUGUUGUUUUAAUUAAACCUUUUAAGUUGUGUUACAGCCUAUGCCUUGAGUGUGUGUUCUACUGCAUGUGACGUCAUGUCUCUGCUUAUCUUUCUCUCGGAUGAGUCUGAUAGUUUAGGUCCGCCCCUGUGCACCUGUGUCUCAUGGCAUGAGUAUUGAUUAACUAUAUUAAGGAUGCUGAAUUGGAGCAUGGCAAGGGAAGGAGAUCCAUCAGCAAACAAGCUUUAUUACCCUUAUUUUUCUUUCUUAAUUUUGGUUUAUACAUUUUUGUUUCCUUUUAUAUUUUGGAGUUACGUUUUUUUGUUUGUGUUUAUUAUCUUUCGUUAGUUUUUUUAGGAACAUUUUUGUUUUUCUUUCUUGUUUUGAUGCAUGCUUCAUUUGUGUUAUGUUUCGUUUUGCUAUCUAUCUAUCUAUCUAUCUAUCUAUGUAUCUAUCUAUCUAUAUUUUUUUGUUUGUUUGUUUGUUUGUUUGUUUGUUUUUUUGUUUUUUUGCAUUGUAUUUUGGAUUCACAUGUCCUCCUUUAUGUUGCGUUCCCCUUUCUGGCUAAUUUAAAUAGGGGUUCAUAACACAAAUUGGGGGCUCGUCCGGGAUAACUCUUUAAUUUUGUUUUGUUGAGCAGUUAAUAAUAAUGGUCUAUAAAUAAUAAUGGUCAAUAAAUAAUGUCUAGCGCCGGUUCAAAUAUUAAUUUGUUGAGUUCUGUUGACAUAAUAAUGUUGAGUUUUAGUAACUUAAUGAAAUUGUCUUGAUAACUUCAGAAAUUAGGCAGUGGAUUUCUAGUUCCCAGCAUGCUUUGUAUAUGUCACGAUCACUGUCUGUUCCUGUCAGUUCCUGGACUCCAUUUCCCAUAAUCCUCCUUGCCAAUCACAUGCACACUCCACACCAAUCACCAGCUGCCACAUACAGCCUAGCACACUACCUGGACUAUAAAGGACUCACACACACACCACCUCAUUGCGAAGUCUUGAUUUGCCCCGGUGAUCACUUCUGAGCGUUUUCUUGUGGAUUGUAUUUCUGUUGCCCUUGGACUGUUUAUUGGACUGUGUUUGUUUGCCGCCUGCCCUGACCAUUGCCUGUGACUUUACUCUGCUUGUCUGCCGCCUGCCUCGACCAUUGCCUGUCCCUGUUUGUGUCUCUGCCUUUGCCCUGUCUACUCUGUAAGUACUUUUAAUAAACAAGCUGCAAAUGGAUCCUCACGCAUUCGACCCAUCAUUACAGAAGACUUCGCCAUCAAACGAUCCAGCAGCUUCUACGAGCGCUUCCAGCCCCAGCAUGGACCCAGCAAUACGUCUCGUCCGCCUUCGGCAAGGUAAUUCUACACUCGAGGACCACAUUCAGAAGUUUCUAGACAUUGCCUAUUUAUCUGACCUGCCUGACUGUGCCCUCAUUGACUUCUUUGGCUAUGGAUUAAACGAACCAUUGAAGGACUACUUACUUAUUAAUGGUCCCCGAGGGUCGUUCGUGGAAUUUCUGGACUUUGCUCUGCUUACUGUUGGUUCACUGUUUACUGUGGGUGUCGCGGAGGAACGCGACACCUCGUUCCCCCAUGUAAUGGCUGCCUCUAAAGAGAGCAUUCACAAAAUGGCGGCCACAACAUCAUUACAUCACGUCUCUGGAUCUGUUUGGGAGCGGAGUGGGUUGCGUUCCAGUGUGGCUGAUCCACCGCUGACUUCAGCACGAGCGGCUGGCAUUCCUAAGCCUCCGCCGGCCGCUUCGCACUCAAGCCCGCUGGCCGCUACGCCCUCAAGCUCGCCGGUUGCCACGCACUCAAGCUCGCCGGUUGCCACGCACUCAAGCUCGCCGGUUGCCACGCACUCAAGCUCGCCGGUUGCCACGCACUCAAGCUCGCCGGUUGCCACGCACUCAAGCUCGCCGGUUGCCACGCACUCAAGCUCGCCGGUUGCCACGCACUCAAGCUCGCCGGUUGCCACGCACUCAAGCUCGCCGGUUGCCACGCACUCAAGCUCGCCGGUUGCCACGCACUCAAGCUCGCCGGUUGCCACGCACUCAAGCUCGCCGGUUGCCACGCACUCAAAUUCUCUGGAUGCUAUGGACAAGAUGGCCGCUUUGCCAGUGCCCACGGGCAAGAUGGCCGCCCCGCCAGUGUCUGGGAACAUAGGGGUCGUUCCAGCCAGUGAGUCCGCUCCAACCCGUGAGCCCGCUGCAGCGCCCUCAGAGGAGGUAGGCAUAGAGCCACCGCCUCAACCAUGUAAACGGAGGAGGAGGAGGAAGAAGGCUUCCUCCAUCCCUCAAGGCCCGGAGGCCUUCCCAGAGCCCGCUGUAGGCCCGGAGGCCGUCCCAGAGCCCGCUGUAGGCCCGGAGGCCGUCCCAGAGCCCGUUGUAAGCCCGGAGGCCGUCCCAGAGCGGUCCGCUGCCGUCCCAGAGCAGCCCGCUCUUCCUGAUACGGCCACGGAGGCCGUCGCCGAGCUCCUCGCCCUGCCGGCGCCACCCGAGCUCCUCGCCCUGCCGGCGCCACCCGAGCUCCUCGCCCUGCCGGCGCCACCCGAGCUCCUUACCCACGAAACCGCCACGGCCUCCGUUGAAUUCCCCAAGAACUUUUUGGGGGGGGGCCAUAUACCUGAGGGUGGGGAGCUUGUGGGUGGGGACCCUGCACGGCCGCGAUCAUCAGCGGCCUCCGAAUUGCUUGAGCUUGCGGGUGGGGACCUUACACGCCCACGGUCUUCAACCGCCUGUGAACUGCUGUGGCCGGCUACGGACCCUGACCUGCCGUGGGCGCCCAAGCUACCUGACCUACCGUGGCCGCCUAAGCCACCUGACCCGCCGUGGCUGCCCGUGGCACCUGACCCGCCGUGGCUGCCCGUGGCACCUGACCCGCCGUGGCUGCCCGUGGCACCUGACCCGCCGUGGCUGCCCAAGCCACCUGACCUGCCGUGGGUGCCCAAGCCACCUGACCUGCCGUGGUCGCCCAAGCCACCUGACCCGCCGUGGUCGCCCAAGCCACCUGACCCGCCGUGGUCGCCCAAGCCACCUGACCCGCCGUGGUCGCCCAAGCCACCUGACCCGCCGUGGUCGCCCAAGCCACCUGACCCGCCGUGGCUGUCUGUGGAACCUGACCCGCCGUGGCUGCCCUUGGAACCUGACCCGCCAUGGCUAUCCGUGGCACCUGACCCGCCGUGGCCGCCCGUGGCACCUGACCCGCCGUGGCCGCCCAUGGCACCUGACCCGCCGUGGCCGCCCGUGGCACCUGACCCGCCGUGGCCGCCCGUGGCACCUGACCCGCCAUGGCUGCCCGAGUUCCUGGACCUGCAUUGGAGACCCCGUUCCCGUCUGCCAACAGGUCUCCAAUGUACCCACCCCCCCUCCCUAUCUGUGCCAUUUACGCCGCGAGGACGCGCCUUCCGGAAGGGGGGCGUUAUGUCACGAUCACUGUCUGUUCCUGUCAGUUCCUGGACUCCAUUUCCCAUAAUCCUCCUUGCCAAUCACAUGCACACUCCACACCAAUCACCAGCUGCCACAUACAGCCUAGCACACUACCUGGACUAUAAAGGACUCACACACACACCACCUCAUUGCGAAGUCUUGAUUUGCCCCGGUGAUCACUUCUGAGCGUUUUCUUGUGGAUUGUAUUUCUGUUGCCCUUGGACUGUUUAUUGGACUGUGUUUGUUUGCCGCCUGCCCUGACCAUUGCCUGUGACUUUACUCUGCUUGUCUGCCGCCUGCCUCGACCAUUGCCUGUCCCUGUUUGUGUCUCUGCCUUUGCCCUGUCUACUCUCACCUGUCACUAAGGUCAUACAUACAUUCAUCGUGUGUACUGAGCGCGCUCCCAAUGACCCCCUGACAGGUACGAGCGAGAGCUUGGCAGGAGAACGGAAGAACCCAGAGCAGCAUUACAUCUCGGGUGAUGUGCCCUCUCCGUUGGUACCUGUCUGCUCCCACACAUUCCAAAGAGCACGAUACAUCUUUCUUAGGAAGGAGUAAUUUUCUCCUCAGGAAGUAAGGUGUGUCUGGAGAGCGGGCUGUCUCUGGUUAUGAAGGAAAAGGGAGCAAGAGGUCAGGGGGCAUUGAGACAAGGUGGACAAUAUAUCAUUGGGAAAAGAAGUUAUAUUCAAAUGUGUCCUGUUUAGGGGUCAGUGGAUAUGGCCUUCACAGUUGUCAAUGCUGGAACUGUAACUACAGGCUGAUGAUCAGUAUUUGUAAUACAAUUUAAUGACAGCAAAUGAGA
Molecule: messenger RNA, 4366 nt
Organism: Ctenopharyngodon idella (grass carp)
Lineage: Eukaryota; Metazoa; Chordata; Actinopteri; Cypriniformes; Xenocyprididae
Exons: 2
Coding region: 1369-3750 (793 amino acids)
Source: RefSeq, a predicted model, not a curated record